This is a messenger RNA of Rotaria sp. Silwood1, 702 nucleotides long. Lineage: Eukaryota; Metazoa; Rotifera; Eurotatoria; Philodinida; Philodinidae. The record is from the annotation of a GenBank genome assembly.
AUGAGAAUAUGUUCCGAUCCGCUGGAUACGGUUCGAUCUACUGGAUCGAACCAACAAUGGUGUAUUCCAUUACCAGCUUAUUAUACAACAAUUAUUCCAUAUGUACCUGCUAAUACUGAAUACGAUGGUCAACGCUUAUCAAAUAUCACUGAAUUUUGUUCUGAUAUUAGUAAUUAUAAUAGGUUGAAUAUCAUAGAUUCAUCAUUAUGUGCUAAGAGUAAAUUGAUUCAACGUAUUCGACAUAAAAUUGAUCUUUAUCAAACACCAUCAUCCAAUGAUGCAUAUCAGAUUCUUCAACACCUAACAGAUAUUGUAAAAAAACAUGUACCAGAUUUUGUUUUUAAAGAAACAACUGAUAGCAAGUCAAAAAUUAGUCAAUUAGAAUCAAAUAAUAUAGUAACAAACAGUAAUGAUCAAGAUAAUUCAACAAUGAAUUUUCCAACUCCAAAUGUUAGUACUCAUCAUCUUAGUAGUGAUCGUAUUACAAGUGCAAUGGAUUUGAGAAGUAGUCAAUAUCUGUCACCAUCUAACCAACAACAACGAACUAAUAAAAAGUCAUCAGAAAAACAAACGUUACAGACACAAUCAUUGACACCAAACUCUUUACAAAGAUUACCAUUAAUUAAUAGUCAAUAUAACAAUCAAGUUCAACAUACAUUAAUAGACAAAACUGAAAAACGAAAUAACUGGAUUAAUAAGUAG